Molecule: messenger RNA, 687 nt
Organism: Cebus imitator (Panamanian white-faced capuchin)
Lineage: Eukaryota; Metazoa; Chordata; Mammalia; Primates; Cebidae
Product: glyceraldehyde-3-phosphate dehydrogenase-like
Exons: 4
Coding region: 1-687 (228 amino acids)
Molecular function (GO): NAD binding; oxidoreductase activity, acting on the aldehyde or oxo group of donors, NAD or NADP as acceptor
Source: RefSeq, a predicted model, not a curated record
AUGGACGGGGCGCUGCAAGGCAGCCAGAAGGCAGAGCUCCACCAAGCCCACGAUGGGGACAGAUUGGCCCUAAAUUUAGCUAAACAUCAGCCCCGGAAGGAACUUUCAAGAAGCACAGUGCACGACAGCAGCCAUGAUCACCGUCAGUGUGCUUUUAACUCUGGUAAAGUGGAUACUGUCGCCAUCAAUGACCCUUUCAUUGACCUCAACUACAUGGUCUACAUGUUUCACUAUGAUUCUGCCCAUAACAAAUUCCAUGGCACCGUCAAGGCUGAGAAUGGGAAGCUUGCCAUCAAUGGAAAUCCCAUCACCAUCUUCCAGGAGCGAGAUCCCUCCAAAAUCAACAGGGGCAAUGCUGGUGCUGAGUACAUAGCGGAGUCCACCAGCAUCUUCACCACCAUGGAGAAGGCUGGGGCUCACUUGCAGGCGGUAGUCAAAAGGAUCAUCACCUCUGUCCCCUCUGCUGAUGCCCCCAUGUUCGUGAUGGGCGUGAACCAUAAGAAGCAUGACAAUAGCCUCAAGUUCGUCAGCAAUGCCUCCUGCACCACCAAGUGCUCGGCACCCAAGGUCAUCCAUAACAGCUUGGUUGUCUCCGCCGACUUCCGCAGCGACACGCACCCUUCCACCUUCGAUGCUGGAGCUGGCAUUGCCCUCAAUGACCACUUUGUCAAGCCAAUUCCCUGGUGA